UCUUUUGAGCAAGAACCCUAAGCCCUAAUUUCUCUUGGCGAGGCGGCGAGAGAGCGAUGGCGCAGCGGCUGACUUACCGGAGGCGCCACAGCUAUGCGACCAGAUCCAACCAGACCAAGGUCGUGAGAACGCCGGGUGGGCGUCUCGUCUACCAGACCGCGACGAAGAAGGCGAAGGGGCCGCGAUGCGCGAUCACCAAGAAGCCCAUCAUCGGGGUUCCUCGUCUAAGGCCGAUGGAGUAUAAGCGCUCUCGCAUUGCUAGGCACAAGAAAUCCAUCAGCAGGGCCUACGGUGGAUCCAUGUCCGCGUCGGCAGUGCGCGAGAGGAUCAUGCGAGCUUUCUUGGUGGAGGAGCAAAAGAUCGUGAAGAAGGUCCUCAAGGUCCAAAAGGCGAAGGAGAAGCAAGCCGCCAAAGCCCAAGCUUAGACGAUCUAAAGAAUGUGGCCUCUUUUUUUGUUUGAAAUUUUAAAGUCUCGACGUUCUCGUUUUUCUUUCUAGGGUUUUAGAUAGGGUUCUUGCGGAGGAUUUGAUGGCGCUGGGGAGAGCGCUCGCCUCGGCCGCGAGGAAAGCUACUGCCGAUUCCAUUCCAAGAUCCUACAUUGCGUCUCGAUCGGUGACAAGAUUUCGAGCUGCUGCCUCCUCCGCGGCGCAUUUCUCCAUCCCGUUCCACAAUGCGACCGCGCAAGCUCGUCUGGUCGCGAGAUUGAGCGCUGGAGGGAAUUUCACUUCGUUUGCGUUGUUUCAAGAACUCGGCUCAGCGCAGCCUCGAUGAUUCCCGGGGUGAGUAAGCCAUCGCGUCAUUUUGUCCAAAGAUGACUCUUAAACGUUUUUGAAAUUCAAGCUGAGAUUGUUUCA
Selaginella moellendorffii is the source of this 854-nucleotide messenger RNA. RefSeq names its product 60S ribosomal protein L34. The record is from RefSeq and is a predicted model, not a curated record. NCBI's taxonomy places the organism in Eukaryota, Viridiplantae, Streptophyta, Lycopodiopsida, Selaginellales, Selaginellaceae. Gene Ontology annotation, molecular function: structural constituent of ribosome. The transcript has 6 exons. Gene Ontology annotation, biological process: translation; ribosome biogenesis. Gene Ontology annotation, cellular component: cytosolic large ribosomal subunit; ribosome. The coding region runs from base 57 to 425 and encodes 122 amino acids.